Molecule: messenger RNA, 5842 nt
Organism: Dama dama (fallow deer)
Lineage: Eukaryota; Metazoa; Chordata; Mammalia; Artiodactyla; Cervidae
Gene: CDK19
Product: cyclin dependent kinase 19
Exons: 14
Coding region: 79-1635 (518 amino acids)
Biological process (GO): protein phosphorylation
Cellular component (GO): cytosol; nucleus; mediator complex
Molecular function (GO): RNA polymerase II CTD heptapeptide repeat kinase activity; ATP binding; cyclin-dependent protein serine/threonine kinase activity
Source: RefSeq, a predicted model, not a curated record
AGGAGGAGGAGGAGGAGGGACUGAGCGGCGGCGGCCCCCGCGUCCCGGUGCCUCUAUGGGGAAAGCAGACAAUGGAUUAUGAUUUCAAGGCGAAGCUGGCGGCGGAGCGGGAGCGGGUGGAGGAUUUGUUUGAGUACGAAGGGUGCAAAGUGGGACGCGGCACCUACGGGCACGUCUACAAGGCGAGGCGAAAAGAUGGAUUCCAGGAGGCUUCGUGUAUGGACCUCGAGCGUUGGAGGUAGCAGACUUUUCAGCGGAAGAAAAGAUGAAAAAGAAUAUGCAUUGAAGCAAAUUGAAGGCACAGGAAUAUCUAUGUCGGCUUGUAGAGAGAUUGCACUUUUGCGAGAGUUGAAGCACCCCAAUGUGAUCGCCCUGCAGAAGGUGUUCCUUUCUCACAGUGACAGGAAGGUGUGGCUCCUGUUUGAUUAUGCAGAACAUGAUUUAUGGCAUAUUAUUAAGUUUCACCGUGCAUCAAAAGCAAAUAAAAAGCCCAUGCAGUUGCCAAGAUCUAUGGUUAAAUCAUUACUUUACCAGAUUCUUGAUGGGAUCCAUUACCUCCAUGCAAAUUGGGUGCUUCACAGAGAUCUGAAACCAGCAAAUAUCCUAGUAAUGGGAGAAGGUCCUGAGAGGGGGAGAGUCAAAAUAGCUGACAUGGGUUUUGCCAGAUUGUUCAAUUCUCCUCUAAAGCCACUGGCAGAUCUGGAUCCUGUAGUGGUGACUUUCUGGUAUCGGGCUCCAGAACUUUUGCUUGGCGCAAGGCAUUAUACAAAGGCCAUUGAUAUAUGGGCAAUAGGUUGCAUAUUUGCUGAACUGUUGACUUCAGAACCUAUUUUUCACUGUCGUCAGGAAGAUAUAAAAACAAGCAAUCCUUUUCAUCAUGAUCAAUUAGACCGAAUAUUUAGUGUCAUGGGAUUUCCUGCAGAUAAAGACUGGGAAGAUAUUAGAAAGAUGCCAGAAUACCCAACACUUCAGAAAGACUUUAGAAGAACAACGUACGCCAACAGCAGCCUCAUAAAGUACAUGGAGAAGCACAAGGUCAAGCCUGACAGCAAAGUAUUCCUUUUGCUUCAGAAACUCCUUACGAUGGAUCCAACCAAGAGAAUUACCUCUGAGCAAGCUCUGCAGGAUCCCUAUUUUCAGGAGGACCCCUUGCCGACAUUAGAUGUGUUUGCUGGCUGCCAGAUUCCAUACCCCAAACGAGAAUUCCUUAAUGAAGAUGAACCUGAAGAGAAAGGUGACAAGAACCAGCAACAGCAGCAGAACCAACAUCAGCAGCCCACAGCCCCUCCACAGCAGGCGGCCGCCCCCCCGCAGGCCCCCCCACAGCAGCAGAACAGCACCCAGACCAACGGGACCGCCGGGGGCGCGGGGGCCGGGCCGGCCGGGGCAGGGCUGCAGCACAGCCAGGACUCCGGCCUCAACCAGGUGCCUCCCAACAAGAAACCGCGGCUGGGGCCUUCAGGCACAAACUCGGGCGGGCCUGUCAUGCCCUCAGAUUAUCAGCACUCCAGCUCGCGCCUGAAUUACCAAAGCAGCGUCCAGGGGUCCUCUCAGUCCCAGAGCACGCUAGGCUACGCCUCCUCCUCUCAGCAGAGCGCACAGUACCACCCGUCUCACCAGGCCCACCGCUACUGACCGGCCGCAGCCCAGAGCACAGACUCCAGCAAUACGACAUCUGCAUUGAAGAGAACCAAAAAUGCAAGCUCUGAUGCUGCCAUCCACCUAGGAGGAAAACUAUUUACGGAGCAUUUUGCAAGACUGACUGAUGUCUCUUCUUUGGUGACUUAAAGAAGAUUUUUGUGAAGUUUCCCCAACCGCCUUUCCCUGCAUGUGUUCCAUUGUGACUUCUCUGAUAAAGCGUCUGAUCUAAACCCAGCACUUACCUUCUGUAACCUUCAGCAUCUUUGGGAAGGACUUCCUGGUGCACCUUUCUCAUGCUGUAGCAAUCGCUAUGAUUUAUCUUUUCAAAGCUCUUUUAUUAGGAUUUUAAUGUUUUAGAAACAAGACUCCAGUGGUGUAUAGUUUUAUACUUCAUGAACUGAUCUAGCAACACAGGUAAAUAUGCACCUUUUAAAGCACUACGUGGUUUUCACAAAAUAUAACUCUUUUGUUCAUGGAAGUCUUAAAUGGGAACUGUUACUGUCCCAAAGUACCUUACUAUUACAUUUUUAUUUAUCUGGUUUCAGGGAAGGUCUAAUAAAAAGACAAGUGGUGGGACAGUGGGAACCUGCAACCAAAAACAGCCUAGAUCUUUGCAGUUACUAUGCUUUAUGCUAUGAAGAACUAAAACAUGUGGUAAUUUUUAUAUAAUCAUUCAUAUGGAACUUAGUUCCCAGAAUCAUCUUAUUCUGAAUAGUAUUCAGUAAUUAAGAAUGAUAAUUUUAAACUUCAUGUAGCUUAAGUCUACUUUAAAAAGGGUUUCAAGAGCUUUGAUGAAAUACAGUCCUCUGGUGACUCACACCAGAAAACUGAAGAGAGUAUUAACUGCACUAGGAUUUCUUUAAGAGUAAUGUUGAUCAAAGGAUGUAUUGCUUCCCUUUGAAGGAAAAGCUUUUCUUGUGUAUUGUACAUACAGUUGGCUUCUCUAAAGAACUGUUAGUUUCUUCACAUCUGGGUCAGCUUGAGUAACUUUCUUACAUAAUCAAGGGUACUCAAAUAGAAGCCUGCAAAUUAAUCUGCUUUUAAAACAAAAAGCAGUGUUCUCCAUUCGUAUUUGUGUUAGACAUAGAGUGACUAUUUUUAAAGCAUGUUAAAAGUUUAGGUUUUGUUCAUGUUUCAAGUAUGUAUGAUGUAUGCAUAAUUUUGCUGUUAUUACUGAAACUUAAUUCUAUCAAGAAUCUUUUCAUUGCACUGAAUGCUUUCUUUUGCCCCUAGGAGAAAACUUAAUAAUUGUGCCUAAACUAUGGGCAGAUAGUGUACAACUAUAUUAUCUAAGUACAUAUUUGCAUUUCUCUGAUCUAUGAAUGAGAGGCUGAGUUUGCCCUUAGCCAGUGAGUUCUUUCUUAGCCAGCAUAAAGGAAGCUCCCCAGAGUCCCACAGAAAUGUAAAGACUUAAGAGCUUCCAUCGUAAUGUAAGGGGCAAGAAAUUUGUGUUCUUCUAAAUGCUACUAGCAGCACCAGCCUUGUUUUAAUGUUUUCUUGAGCUAGAAGAAAUAGCGGAUCGUUGUUAUAUGCAAGUUAUAUGCAUUUUUCACUCUUCCUUGUGAACUUAUCUACCUGGUUAUCUCCUCUGGGUCCAUACACAAGUGAAAUAAGAUUUUAGACAGAAGCCAGUAUACAUUUUGCACUAUUGAUGUGAUACUGUAGCCAGCAAGGACCUUCCUGAUCUCAGCAUAAUAAUGCUUAUUAGUAACAAAGACUGUCUAGGGACACUGAUGAACACUGAAGAUGAAACAAUUGACAUGCUCCCUUGGAAGGAAUUUCUGAUUGUCUCCAUGGUAAUUUACUGCUUCCAUUGUUAAAAAUGAGAAAUUAGUAGCCCUCUGCAUAAUGUAGCUACCUGUGUGAAGUUCCGUCCUGGGCCCUGAAGCCUCAGUGUCAUCAGAUCCUCACUGUACCCUCCCCCUGUGCCCAGCAUCAUGCUGGGGGAGAUAGGAAGGGCAAGACAUACUUCCUGUCCUUGAAGAGCUCAUGAUUGAGUUCAUGACAGGAAGCUUUCCUGGGAUGACAGGCUUGUAAAUGAAACCAUCUUAGAACAUGAAGAUCUCUUCGUCUACUUCUAAACCCUCUUGAAGAGAGUUAUUAUCCCAAAUUUUGCCCUAUAAUAAACAAGUAUCAUGGAGAGGUUUCUAUGUUUAUCUACCUUCAAGAAAGCCAACAAUUAAGUAUCACCACAGGCAUUAAUAUAUAUUUGAAAUGUUUACAGCAGCCUUUCAACAACAAUUGGGUGGCCCUUGUAGGCAGAACAUACUCAACUAAGAGUUUGUAGGAAAUUACAGUGAAAAGAGAAGCUCUGUUCCUGCCCUUGAGAUGUGUACAUUUAGUAAAAGACAAACCCAAAUAAGUGCAUGAAUCAUAUAUCAUGCCCUUUAAUACACUUUGAUAUAAAUUCUUGUGAUGUGUGCUUAUAUGAUCACAGGACUACCCUGCUUUCUUUGCAUGUAGUGAAUUUCAGUGGCAGAACUAAUACAGAAGCUGGUGGGGAUUUUACAGUUGUUCCCAGUGUUCUUCACACGGGCUCUAGCCGGAUAUGCCCAUUACACACGUGACUGUUUCUGGUCACUGCGCUGGUACCGGCCCUUUCCUCCUGUGGUUUUGCCUCAGAGUUGGUGAUGCCCACUGGUGUCCAUUACCCUUUGAAAUAAUUUUGGUUCACAAUUUCCUUUUCCUUGUAAAGGAGAACAAAGCCUUUAACAUACUCAUGGGCCCUAAAACUGUGGGCCCUUGAAGGAAACCUGUGAAGAUUUUUGAGGUUAAAAUUUACUUUUGUGUUCCCCAAAUAACCACAUUCCUCUUUAAAAAUUUAUCACAGUCGGUGUCCCCUAAGAAUGCAGGGUGGACAUCCAAACCAGGGGAAGUUACCGAAAGGAAGGGAGGAAUCAAAGCAAAGGCUUUCUGCAUUUCAUAUUACAAAUCAGUUUUUGAGUUAGCUUUUGGUAAGGUGUGUAUUUAGGAUAAAGUAUUCUAGAGUUUCAGGACAGCUGAGCUCACAGGUAAGGCAGCCUGGCGGCAGGACUGACACUAUGAGGCUGAAACAAUCCUUAUGAUGAAGUAGAUCAUGCAGGAACAUACAAAAACCAAGGACAUGUAUAUUUUUAUAUCUGUGUGGUUUUAAAACUUUAGUACUUAGAAUUUUGGCCUUCUGCACUACUCUUUUGCUCUUGUAAACACAAUUCACAUUUAAGAAUGGAAAGGGAUGACAUUUACUUACGUGUUCACUGCCUCAUUCCUGGUGAAGCAACUGCUAGUUGUAUGCCUCUAUAAUGAUGCUGUUUUCUCUGCUGAAGAUAAGAGAAAAAUAGUUGGACAAUAAGCCUUGCAGCUUAAUCUGCUUGGAAUACUUGUAUGUGACAAACUGUACAAUGAAGGAAUAUUCUAUGAAAAUUACAAAUCCUAACCUCUGUAAUGGUAUCUUUCUGGGGAAUGGAGAAAGGCAGUGAAAUGGCAGACUAAAGGAAGCUUGAAGGAUUCAAGUAUAAAUAAUAUUUUAUAUAAAACAUAGCUGUUUAGGUUUCCUUAAUCUUCAAGAAUAGUCACAAAUAUCAUAAGGCAAAGUUCAUUGUUUUAGGGUUUUUUUAAAAUGUGUUGUACCUAAGGCCAUACUUACUCUUCUAUGCUAUCACUGCGAAGGAGUGAUAUGUAUGUAUUAUAUGAAAAAAAAUCCUUAAUGCACUGUUAUCUCCUAAAUAUUUAGUAAAUUAAUACUAUUUAAUUUUUUUAAAAAAUUUGUCUGUGUAGACACUAAAAGUAUUACACAAAAUCUGGACUGAAGAUGUCCUUUUUAACAACAAUUUAAAGUACUUUUUAUAUAUGUUAUGUAGUAUAUCCUUUCUAAACUGCCUAGUUUGUACUUCCCAUAAUUCCUCUAUGUGAAGUGUACCUGUUCUUGUCUCUCUUUUCAGCCAUUUUUCUGCACGCAUCCCCGUUUGUACGACUUUAGACACGACUGUGUAUGCUUUGCACACACACUGUGAGGUGUGCGCUAAGAACCGGCCGCCCCCCAGCGAGGCCCGCUGCCCCCAGAGGGGCCUGCUCCCCGGGGUGCAGGACAAGCUUGCCGCUUUGGAGCCAAGUGUUUCUCGCUUUUGAGUUUUCCUGACAUCCUUCCUGAAAUGACUGUUAGAAAUGAAUUACAUUGCAUUUAUUUUAUAUUCUUGGUUGUAAUAAAAUUUAAUUGACUUUG